Leptosomus discolor (cuckoo roller) is the source of this 1929-nucleotide messenger RNA. NCBI's taxonomy places the organism in Eukaryota, Metazoa, Chordata, Aves, Leptosomiformes, Leptosomidae. The record is from RefSeq and is a predicted model, not a curated record.
AUGGACAGAGUCACCAGGCACCUGGUCUUCCAGCUCCCGCAGACCAGGCACGACUAUAACGAUGCUCACCAACCUGGCUCGCUUGCAGAGCAGAGGGUCGACAGCAACGAUGAUGUGUUUGGCUCCGCUCAACCCAGCAGCCAAAGGGUGGAAAACUGCUACAGCUGGAAAAUGAGGUCAAAUGCACCCUCAUAUUUCCUAGAUGGUGGAAAAGAUGUCUGGACCCCGUCCCCGGACAGGGAGUCUAAGCUGGAGGUGGUGAGGUCGGGAAGCCUGUACGACCUCAGGGCUUACAGAGGCGAGCGGAAACCCUCGAAGCUUUACGAUGAGGACGAGCAGGAAGAGUGCAGGGUCCCUCCACCAAACAUCUCACCCGAGAAAGCCAGGGAGCUUGAGGACGAGAGGAGGGAGGUCAUCCGGAGCCAGGUGAUGAGGAAGAGCUCCACCAUGGCCGAGAGGUGGAGCUCCAUGGAUGAGCUGAGCUCCAUAAACACUGGUACAGGCAGCCAGGGUGAAGGCAGGCACACGGGCAGCUUCACCACCAGCUUUGCCAUUUGCUUUGACAAGCCUUCCCCAGGGAGGGCAGCAAUGCCUGUUGACCCUGACAACAUCGACACGGAGCAGAUCAACUUCUCUGCUGCUCGGCAGCAGUUCCUGAUGCUGGAGAAGACCAACCCGGGCUCUUUUUUCAGCCCAGGGCAACAGACCAUGUCUCCAAAGCCAGAGUCAAUGACAAAAGUCUCUAAACAAGAGUGGCAUAGUCCUGAGAUGGCCACGAAGGCUGUGAAAGGUUACGGUAAUGCCGGUGCCCCCAGCCAGAGCAGGACGGACAAGACCGUUUAUCAAGUCUAUAGUGUGUCCUACAAGACACCGGUGAAGGAGGACGCUUAUGCUUCCAGAAGGGCUGACACUGAAAGGUCAUAUCCCACCGGGAAAACGUCCAGCUUGACUAAAGCACCUUCCCGAGAGGACCUGGACUCCGGCUUGGGUGAGAUGUAUAACGAAGCCAACGCAGGCUACGCCAGCGAUGGAAGCGCAUCCAACGAGAUCUUCAACGGCCUUGUGGAUCUGAGGGCCAGCAGCAAUGGCCUGGACAGGGAGACGAAGACCAGCAACGAGACGCCCAUCGAGCGGGAGAUCCGCAUGGCGAUGGAGAGGGAGGAGAACCUCUGGAAGGAGAGGGGGAUCCAGCGGCUGACCUCCGGCAGCGAGCUGGUGGAGAUCCAGACCAAGCCGCUCCUCUCCAUGCAUGCCUCUCCCGGCCCGGGCAGGAAAGGGAAGGACAAAGGCCGCGCUUCCCUUUACGUCCAGAGGGAAAUCGAGCAGGAAACCAAGCGCGAGGAAGAUCUGAAGAGGCAAGGGAGGCUGCUGGGGAUGUAUGACAGGGGGACGCAGCAAGAGCUGGACGAGCGCAGGAGGGUGUUCGAGCAGGAGGAAGCCCCCCCGCAGAAGCCCACCCCCACAAGGAAGGUGUCCCAGCGCGCUUCCGCCAGCGCCAGCAAAUGGGGGCGUGAGGAUUCCUGGGGAGGAAGGCUUCCCGGCUCCACCCUGAGUCCCGUCGGCUCGGCCGUCCUGCCCAGAGAGUACUUCUCCUUCUCCUUCUGGAAGCCCAAGGUCUCCUUCGUGGACGACAUGGGGACGCAGAGCCCGCUGAGGAGGGAGGACGGCCGGGAGGAGCAGUACAAGCUGAGGACCUGGAAGCCCCAGACGUCGGCGCUGAUCGAGGAGGAGAUCCGGAGCGGCUUGCCGAGGGAAGAGGAGCUGAUCGCCUCCUUCACCCCGCUGAGAGUGGUCGGUCCCUCCCAGGGCAGCACUGAGACCCUCACCCCUGACUCGGCUCGUUCCAGCCCCUUCGAGGAGCGGAGGAGGAGGGUGAAGGAGGAUGGAAAGUACGCCGGCAUCGAACCCGUUGACAAGAUCAACACGGAG